This is a messenger RNA of Malus domestica (apple), 2373 nucleotides long. Its product is annotated as heat shock 70 kDa protein 18-like. The record is from RefSeq and is a predicted model, not a curated record. NCBI's taxonomy places the organism in Eukaryota, Viridiplantae, Streptophyta, Magnoliopsida, Rosales, Rosaceae. Gene Ontology annotation, molecular function: ATP binding; ATP-dependent protein folding chaperone. Gene Ontology annotation, cellular component: cytoplasm.
AAUUAAGAUGAUAGUACUUCACCUCUCCAGCUUGGAUCUCCUAGCCAAUUAAUCUCGCGGAGGUAUUUCCAUGGCCGGAGAGAACAUGGGACCAGCAGUACUGGUUCCAAUCAAACUCACGAGUGAUAAUAUAUAUGGCUAUCAACAGUGGAUAUCUUCCUCUCUUUCAUAUUUCGUUACCAUAAUCUUCUUGGAAUCAUUGACGGAACAGAGACUCGUCCUGAUCAGCAACUUCAUUCUCCUGAGUUUGUUAAUUGGAGUAACAGAGAUCAAAAGGCUCUUGAGUGGAUUAGAAACACUGUGUCUAUAGAUCUCCACCACCGUGUCACGGCCGGCGCCGACUCUUCACGAACGGUGUGGAGAAACCUCAAGAAACACUUCGAGGGUCUCCCUCUUGCUUACAUCUAUAAUCUCAAAAGUGAACUACAAAAUGUAGAGAAAGACACAGCCAUGUCGAUGAAUGACUAUCUGCAAAAGAUCUUCAAUCUGAGGCAAAUGCUUGCAGAUGCCGGUGCUCAUGUGGAACCUUGGGACUUAAUUUAUCUACACAUCCUGACGGGACUGCCAAAGGAGUACCGUACAAGAAUAGAAAACUCUAAUCCACGUACUUUCCAAGAGGUGCACUACUUGUUGUUGAAACAGGAAGAGGAAAUACAUCUGCUGAAUCAAGCGACGAGGCCGCCUCCAUGUACUGUUUCUGGCAGUGUUGUUGUCGCUCCCAAUUUGCAUCAUCCUUCUCUCUCUCAUGAUAAGGGUGGCGGAGAAGAAGAGCAUGCGGUCGGUAUCGAUCUGGGAACAACGUAUUCCUGCGUAGCCGUGUGGCAGAAAGAUCAUGUAGAAACCAUUCUGAAUGAUUACGGCAACAGGAAAACUGCAUCAUAUGUUGCAUUUACAAACACUGAGGAGGCGAUGAUAGGCGAUGCGGCAUUUAACCAAGUUGUGAGAAACACCGCCAACUCGAUCUUUGAUACAAAACGAUUAAUUGGAAGAAGAUUUAGUGAAGAUUCUGUUCAAAGUGAUAUGAAGCUUUGGCCAUUCAAGGUCACUCAAGGUUCGGAUGACAGGCCAAUGAUUGUGGUUACCCGCAAUGGUGGCGAAGAGAUACAAAUUGCUCCUGAAGAAAUCUCAUCCAUGAUUCUGGAAAAGAUGCGUAAGAUUGCUGAGACUUAUCUAGGCUCACCUGUGAAAAAUGCAGUCAUCACUGUCCCUGCUUACUUCAACGAUUCCCAGCGUCAGGCUGUAAAGGAGGCUGGAGUGGUUGCUGGCCUAGAUGUAAAGUGUGUUAUUGACGAACCAAGUGCUGCUGCCCUUGCUUAUGGCCUUCACAAGAAGACCGGUUGGAGUAGCAGCAGAAAUGUGAUGAUAUUUGAUUUGGGCGGUGGUAGUUUAGGUGUCUCCUUGGUUACCAUGAAUACUUCAGGGACAUUUCAAGUCAUGGCAACGGGUGGAGAUGGUCACCUUGGCGGUGAAGACUUCGAUAACAGAAUGGUCAAUUAUUGCGUUGAGGAAUUCAAAAGUAAGAGUAAAUUGGACGUGAGCAAAGACUUCAGAGCGCUUAGGAGAUUAAAGAAUCAAUGUGAGAAAGCAAAAAGGAGACUCGCAUUUGAGUCUGACUUUGACAUUGAAAUUGAUUGUUUGUGUGAGGGUAAAGAUUUCAACAUAACAUUUACCCGUGACAUGUUUGAACAACUUAACAAGGACUUAUUCAUCAAGUGUAUGGAGUCAGUGGAGAAGUGUUUGAAGGAUGCUAACAUGGACCGAAGUAGCGUCGAUGAUGUUCUUCUUGCUGGUGGCUCUUCUAGAAUUCCAAUGGUGCAACAACUAUUACAACAGGCUUUCAAAGGGAAGGAGCUGUGCAAGGGCAUUAAUCUGGAUGAGGCAAUAGCACAUGGUGCAGCUGUUCAAGCUGCAAUCUCCUGUGGGAAUGGAAAGGGGAAGCUUCAAGACUACAUUACUCUUUCAGAUGUCACUCCUUCGCCAGGGGCAACUCCCUUGGCAGAUGCAACUGAUACGACGGCACGGGGCAAACCACAUUCAUGGACCAACCCCUUUUCUUCGAUAUUUGGUAGUAGCAAAUGAUCCUGUUGCAGGAUUGGCUUUCUCGCAGCCUCUUUCCUGCACCAUACAAAGCUUUCCUCCGUUCUUUUAGUGAAUAAACUAUGGCAGUCUGAUUUGGGUGAAGAUUUUGGAUAUUUUGAUGGAUUAAGUUAUUUUGCGUGUUUGUAAUAACGAGUGAUUAAUUACGGUUAUAGACCAAAAUAAAGAAGUGUUUGGUUACUUAGGGUUUUUGGAGGAGGUUAUACCUCCGAACCUCUUUGUUUAGCAUAUGUUCUCUCAAGGCUUGUUUAAUACAAUUUUAGUUUCUAUGUUUAA